AAACAAAAACAAAUUUCUCUAAAAUCCAGCAUUUAUCCAUCGAUUAUCCCCUUGUUUUUCUCGUGUAACACCCAUUAUGAUCUUAGUUGUACAUGAACAAACAUUUUCUCCUCUUUCUAGCUAAUAUGGGAGAUCAAAAUUUCUAACCUUUAAUUUCAUUUCUCUUCUUCUUCGUAAGAAGAUUUUUUUUUUGAGGUUAGGAAAAUCAUGGCAAGACGUGGUAAAUACACGGCGUUAAUGUUAGCCCUUCUGUUCUUGUUCGUCGCCGUGCAUUGCGAGGAACAAGAUGGUGAUGAUAUUACACCGAAACCAGGCAAACCUUCUAGUGUUACCUUCGAUGGGCGGUCGUUGUUUAUUGAUGGCAAACGAGUUCUCAUCUUCUCUGGAUCAAUCCAUUACCCUCGUGUUCCUGUUGCGAUGUGGGAUGCCGUCCUUGACAAAGCUAAAGAGGGUGGCUUGAAUGCAAUCCAAACUUACGUCUUUUGGAACAUUCAUGAGCCGCUUAAAGGCCAGUUUGAUUUCACAGGCAACCAUGAUUUGGUGAAAUUCAUGAAAUUAGUGGCUGAAAAGGGAAUGUGGGCAACCCUUAGGGUUGGGCCAUUCAUCCAAGCUGAAUGGAAUCAUGGUGGACUUCCAUAUUGGCUAAGAGAGGAGCCCAAUAUCACAUACCGAACAGAUAAUCCGGCAUAUAAGACGAAUAUGGAGAAUUGGGUCACCAGGGUGGUUAACCUAAUGAAGGAUAACAACUUAUAUGCUCCACAAGGAGGUCCUAUUAUCAUGUCUCAGAUCGAGAAUGAGUACGACCAUGUUAAGGACGCCUACGAUGAUGCAGCAGAGAGAUACAUUCAUUGGGCAGGGAAUAUGGCUGUUGGACUCAAAACUAAUGUUCCGUGGAUUAUGUGCAAAUCUAAAGAUGCACCCGGUGAAGUGAUCAAUGCAUGUAAUGGCAGGCAUUGUGGAGAUACAUUCCAAGGUCAAAAUAGUCAAGGAAAACCAUCUUUGUGGACUGAGAAUUGGAGUGCUCAGUAUAGAGUUUUUGGAGAUGCUCCUUCUCAAAGAUCAGCUGAAGAUAUUGCCUUUUCAGUGGCUCGUUGGUUCUCAAAGAGUGGAAGCCAUGUCAACUAUUACAUGUAUUACGGUGGUACUAACUAUGGAAGAACUGCUGCCUCCUUUGUCACGACUCGCUACUACGACGAAGCUCCAAUUGAUGAAUUUGGUCUAAAAAGAGAUCCCAAAUGGGGUCACUUGAGGGAUUUGCACCAUGCUCUUUUGCUAGCCAAGAGGCCCAUCCUUGAAGGAAAAUUUGGCAUCAGAAAGAACGGUGCUGAUUUUGAGGCAACUUUCUAUGAGGCGGGAGAUCUUUGUGCUGCGUUCCUAUGGAAUAACCACACACAUGAGACAAAAACAAUGAAAUUCAGAGGCAAAGAACAUAAAGUUCCACCCAAGUCCAUCAGCAUCCUCCCGGAUUGCAAGACUCUUGUCUAUAAUACAGACUAUAUGAUAGCUCAACAUAGUGCAAGAGAAUUUAUCAGGUCCGAGGUGGCACAUAGGAACCUGAAAUGGGAGAAAACGUCAGAUUACAUACCAACUGAAGGUUUCUUCUCAAGGGAACCAAAAGAACAAUACUUUGUUACCAAAGAUAACAGUGACUAUUUAUGGUAUAGAACCAGUGUAGAUUUAGACAGUUCAGACUUGCCAUUCAAAAAAUCGCUUCGACCAGUUUUGCAAGUUCUCAGUCUUGGCCACUCUUUAGUUGCCUUUGUCAACGGAGAAUAUGUUGGAACCGCGCAUGGAGUAAAGAGAGAAUACAACUUCCCAUUCUCAGUAGCCAUAAGAUUAAAGGAAGGAUUGAACAAUAUUUCAAUUUUGGGCUGCACAGUUGGAUUACCGGAUAGUGGAAGCUAUAUGGAACGUAGGUUUACAGGGAUAAGAUCAGUGGAGAUCUUAGGUCUCGGUACCGGAAACCUUGAUAUCUCUUACAAUGGCUGGCAACACACGGUUGGUUUGCAAGGCGAGAAGCUCAAGUACUUCACAGAGGAAGGAUUAACGACGGCUAAAUGGUCCCCUGCAUCAGGGGCUGGCGAACCCCUUACUUGGUAUAAGGCAUACUUUGAUGAACCGGAGGGAGAUGAACCAUUAGCUAUUAGAAUGGAGAACAUGACCAAAGGUAUCAUUUGGGUAAACGGCCAAAGCAUUGGACGUUACUGGUCAUCCUACCUAUCCGUCUUGGAAAAACCUUCUCAAAAGGAGUACCACAUCCCAAGAUCGUUUGUGAAGCCAAAGGACAACUUGUUGGUGAUAUUCGACGAGGCGGGAGGGAACAUAAACACCGUACAAAUAGAAACAGUGAAUAGGGACAGUGUUUGCAGCAUCAUAAACGAAGAUUGGCCUGCUGAUGUUUGGUCAUGGAAGAGGAAUACUGGUAACAACCAAAUUGUGCCUGUUGCUGAAGGGGAUAACCCUCAACUUAAGGCAUCCCUUAAGUGCCCUAAGGACAAAGUUAUCAACCGCGUUGAGUUUGCUAGUUUUGGCAACCCAAUUGGUGUUUGUGGAUACUUCCUUCUUGGCAACUGCAACUCUCCCAAUACUGUCAAAAUCGUUGAACAGAAUUGUUUAGGAAAAGAGAGUUGCACAAUACCAGUGAAUGGGUUCGACAAGGAUCCUUGCCCAAAUGUAGCAAAGAAGACCUUGGCCGUGCAAGUGAGAUGUGGUCGCAAAGGAUAGAAGCUUUCAUUUGGUUUUUAUAUAUGCGGUCUUCUAUUUGAAUGUCAUUGUAUUUAUUACGUGUUUAACAAAACUAACAUAGGUCGUGAAAUGAAAACUUGAAAAAAAAGUAGAAUUACUUUGUACGUAUAUAGUAGAAGUUAGUAACUUUGUCUGACAUUUAUUUUAUUUGGUUAACACUACGAGAAA
Spinacia oleracea (spinach) is the source of this 2913-nucleotide messenger RNA. RefSeq names its product beta-galactosidase 14-like. Gene Ontology annotation, molecular function: hydrolase activity, hydrolyzing O-glycosyl compounds; carbohydrate binding. NCBI's taxonomy places the organism in Eukaryota, Viridiplantae, Streptophyta, Magnoliopsida, Caryophyllales, Amaranthaceae. Gene Ontology annotation, biological process: carbohydrate metabolic process. The transcript is spliced from 19 exons. The record is from RefSeq and is a predicted model, not a curated record. Bases 208 to 2724 code for a protein of 838 amino acids.